Cladocopium goreaui is the source of this 2349-nucleotide messenger RNA. NCBI's taxonomy places the organism in Eukaryota, Dinophyceae, Suessiales, Symbiodiniaceae. The record is from the annotation of a GenBank genome assembly.
AUGCACCGACUCCAAGGGAUCGCUGUUUCGCCGGGUGUUGCCAUCGGCGAAGCGAUGGUCAUGGACCACGAGGGCUUCCGCAUCCCUCGUCGCUUCGUCGGACGCGACGCGGUCGAGUUCGAGCUGGAACGCUUAGAAAAGGCCAUCGAGGCCUCGGCCGGCGAAAUCGAGCGGAAUCGCGACGCGGUGGCUCGCGAGUUGGGCGACGACUACGCUGCCAUCUUCUCCGCCCACCUGCAAAUGCUUCGCGACCAUCGCCUGCACAGCGAACUGGUCGAGAUGAUCCGCGACCGCCAUUAUUCGCCCGAGUACACUGUUAGCCGCGUGAUGCGCCGCUACGCCAAGGUGUUCCAGGGCUUGGAAAACAGCUAUCUCUCCGAGCGGGUCAACGACAUCUUCGAUCUCGAGCGCCGCUUGCUGCGGAACCUGCUUGGUCGCCGGCGCGAAGAACUGGACGAUGUACGUUCUCCCGUGCUGGUGUUGGCCCACAAUCUCACCCCCAGCGAGACGGCAAAUCUCGAUCGGCAGUUUGUCCAAGGCUUCGUCACCGAAGAAGGUGGUCCCGGUAGCCACACGGCGAUUGUCGCUGGGGCACUGGAAAUUCCGGCCGUGGUUGGAACUGGGCCGUUUCUCACCGACGUCUCCGGCGGCGAUCUAGUGAUCAUCGACGGCGACGAGGGUUUGGUGAUCCUUCAUCCCGACGAAGAGACCAUCGCCCGCUAUCGUCACGAAGCCGAAGAGCACCGCGUGUGGAGUGCCCGGCUGGAAACCCUUCGCGAUCUUCCGGCUGAAACUGCCGACGGCACCCGCAUUCAGUUGAUGGGCAAUAUCGAGUUCCCGCACGAGGUGCAACAUUGCGUCGAGCGUGGUAGCGACGGCGUGGGACUCUAUCGUACAGAGUUCCUGUACCUGGGCACCGAGAUCGAGCCGACCGAAGAGGUGCACUACGAGGCCUACGCCAGCGUGGUGAAGGCCAUGAACGGGAAGCCAGUUGUCAUCCGCACGCUCGACCUGGGGGCCGACAAGAUCGUCCGCAACCUGGGCAUCGGCACCGACCAGUCGAACCCCGCCUUGGGCCUGCGAAGCAUUCGACUGUCCUUGCGCAAUUUACCUGUCUUCCGCACUCAGCUACGGGCCAUCCUCAGAGCCAGCGUGCUGGGCGACGUUCGGGUGAUGUUCCCGCUCGUUUCCACGCUGCUGGAGCUGCGUCAGUCGAAGAUGGUUCUGGCCGACGUGAUGGAGGACCUAGAAGAACGUAACGUGCCAUUCAACCGAGACUUACGUGUCGGCAUGAUGGUCGAGGUACCCUCGGCCGUGAUCAUGAUCGAGCCGUUCGUCGAGGAAAUGGACUUCAUGAGUAUUGGCACGAACGAUCUAAUUCAAUACACCUUGGCCGUCGAUCGUGGCAACAAGGACGUCGCGCCGUUGUAUAAUGCCAGCGACCCAGCCGUGUUGCGUUUGAUCAAUAUGGCGGUCCGUGCGGCCGAGCACGGGGAUAUCCCGGUCAAUGUUUGCGGCCAAAUGAGUGGAAGUCCGACGUACACCAUGUUGCUACUGGGGCUUGGCCUCCGGCAGCUUAGCGUUCGUCCAAGUGCUAUACCCGAAAUCAAGAAAGUGUGUCGCAGCGUUACGAUUCCGCAUUGCGAGGCGGUCGCCAAGCAUGCCAUGACACUCGAAAACGCUCGCGAUGUGAAAAACUAUCUGAAGGAGGACAAGGAACCGAUGGUUCGACACCGAGUUCGUAUUCGUUUCCGAAAAGAGGGUGACCUGCGGCUAAUCAGCCACCGGGACCUGAUGCGCACCUUCGAGCGACUUUUUCGCCGGGCACAACUACCCCUGGCGCAAACCGAAGGCAUGCAUCCGCGCGCGCGACUCCGCUUCCCUUCAGCCCUGGGGCUGGGGAUCAUAGGACUCGACGAGGUUCUGGAGACCGAGUUGACCGAGGCACCCAGUACGGACGAACUGUUGGCGUCGUUGCAAAACCAUGCCCCCCCUGGCUUAGGAAUUUACCGCGUAGACGUCGUGCCGCCCGAUACUGCGAAAGCGGCAAUUCGAAGAGCGACCUACGAAAUGAUGAUUCCAGCCGAUCGCCGCUCAGAAGUAUCACGUCGUGCCACGGAGCUGAUCGCCAGCCCCUCAUGCACCAUUGAACAAACUUCCAAUGGCCGCUCUGUCGAUGUCAGGGCGACCCUCGAAGAACUUGAGAUGGAAGACGACGUGCUGCGAAUGAAGAUUUCCGCCGCGGCAGACGGGGGCAUUUCGCCUCGCAACGUGCUGACAACCCUGGGCAUUGACGAUCUUCCGGAACAAGGGAGCGUUCUGACGCGAUCAUGCGUCGAGCUGCGAUGA